This is a messenger RNA of Fraxinus pennsylvanica, 315 nucleotides long. The record is from the annotation of a GenBank genome assembly. NCBI's taxonomy places the organism in Eukaryota, Viridiplantae, Streptophyta, Magnoliopsida, Lamiales, Oleaceae.
AUGCAACAAAGAGAAAUCUGUGACCAAUGCUCACACUCAACUACCAAUAACAUGUUGACGUCGUACCUUGAAGAUUUGGUUGUAGAGAUUGAUCUGACCAAUAAACUGCUUCUUGCAGCCCCAAGACAUGGUCGAGAUUCAUAUCCAUCCGAUGAAGGAACCACUGGAGUUCCAGGAGGAGUAAGAAGCCUAUCAAAUAUAAAGGCUCAGGAGAUUAUUAGAGUACGAGUACUGGAAUUGAUUAUUAGAAAAACUGAUUAUUAUGAUAAUCUGCUAAAAUUGUUUUGCUCAACUCUUAAGGCUUUUAGAUUUUAG